This is a messenger RNA of Sphenostylis stenocarpa, 834 nucleotides long. The record is from the annotation of a GenBank genome assembly. NCBI's taxonomy places the organism in Eukaryota, Viridiplantae, Streptophyta, Magnoliopsida, Fabales, Fabaceae.
AUGGCAAUGGCAAGAGGUAUGAUUAGGAGGAUGAGGAAUACGGUUGGUGCCGUUCUACUACGCCCUCCAACAACAUCAACUCAUUCGCACUUCUUCCAUUUUAAUAUCGAUUCUCUCCCUCCAUCAGAAUCCCACUUUUGUUCCUUCUCCUCUACUUUCCUUCGAUCCUUUUCUCACCAUUUUCCAGGAGAGACAAGUGAUGAAGGUGAUAUUGACGGAUGGGAAGAGGAAGAUGAGACUGAACCUAAGAUUGGUGAUGGUGGUGAUGGUGGUGGAGUUGCCUUGCAAAAUGUCCCUUGGGGCCAGCGAGCUCACUCUAUUGCUGAGGACGUGCUUAUGCAGUUCAGUGAGGACAUCAAACUAUUUGCUUUCAAGACAACUCCUCGUGGAUAUGUUUAUGUGAGAUUGGACAAAUUAACUCAUGAAUAUGGGUGUCCAAGCAUAGAAGAGCUUGAAUGCUACAAUAAACAAUACAAGAAAAUAUUGGAUGAAGUUGGAGCACUUGGAGAGAUACCCGAUGAUUUGGCUAUAGAGGUUUCAUCCCCAGGUGCUGAGAGGUUACUGAAAGUGCCAGAUGAUAUUGGUCGAUUCAAAGACAUGCCUAUGAGAGUCUGUUACACAGAAAAUAUAGAGUCCAAUUGCCCAGAAAGGGAUGGAGUUUUCUUGUUAGAUUCUAUAGAAAAAGACUCAGAGAUGUGUGUUUGGAAGUUGGCAGACGUUAAAGAGAAUAGAGACCCCCUUAGAAAAGGCAGACCUUUAAGUCGUAAACAGAAGGAUUGGAGAUUGAAACUGCCAUUCAACUUACAUAGAAUGGUUACUCUGUACCUUGAAUAA